Molecule: messenger RNA, 2324 nt
Organism: Anolis carolinensis (green anole)
Lineage: Eukaryota; Metazoa; Chordata; Lepidosauria; Squamata; Anolidae
Product: aquaporin-12
Exons: 3
Coding region: 1050-1958 (302 amino acids)
Biological process (GO): transmembrane transport
Cellular component (GO): membrane; cytoplasm
Molecular function (GO): channel activity
Source: RefSeq, a predicted model, not a curated record
CUCCUUUGGCGUACAAUCAAGAAUUCCAUUAAGAAACAAAUGAAGACCUGCUAGAAACUAGUCUUCAGGUCCUUCAAGGGAUUCUGCAGAACUGAAUCUUCUUGUAGAUGGAUUUUAUUAUUAUAUCAUAGCGUUUAAUUAGUUUAAUGCUGCUCUGGAGACUUGUUUUCAGUAAUUUUAAAUGACUUGUUUUAACAAUUGUAGGUUUUAUUCUAUUUUAAUAUUUAUAUGUUGUAGGCUUUAAAUUGCAUUGUUUUUAAUGUGAGCUGCUUAAUCUUGAUCAAGAGAAAAGCAGAGAAUAAAUAUAAUUAACAACAACAACAUCUUGGAAUUUUAGAGCACCAUAAUAAAAAGGCAGCACUAAUAUGUCUUGGUGGAGCCCUCGAUAGCGCAGCAGGUUAAACUGCUGAGCUGCUGAACUUGCUGACCGAAAGGCUGGCGGUUCGAAUUUGGGCAGUGGGGUGAGCUCCCGCUGCUAGCCCCAGUUUUUGCCAACCUAGCAGUUCGAAAAGAUGCAAAUGUGAGUCAAUGAAUGGGUACAGCUCCGGCGGGAAGGUAACAGUGCUCCAUGCAGCCAUGCCGGCCACAUGAUCUUGGAGGUGUCUGCAGACAAUGCCGUCUCUUCGGCUUAGAAAUAGAGAUGAGCAUCAACCCCCAGAGUCAGACAUGACUAGACUUACUGUUGGGGAAAACCUUUAACUCUACCUAAUAUGUCUUGAGGCAAAGCUGAAGACUUUUUGACUGGGACUGUUGGUAAUGAUUUUAAAAAAGAAAGCAAAGAUGACAUUCUGGUUAGAGGUGAUACGGAGGUGAUAAGAAAGUGGCAGUCUGUCCAAGCCAGUUGCUUCAGGGUGUCAAAUGUGUUAGUUUUCAGAGGGAUUUCCAUGACUCUAUUAAGUAGGUGCCUCUCAGCCUGUGCCAUGUUUACUUAAAGGUGCCUUUAUGUGGGAGAAUAGCAGGUGGCUAAUCCUCCCCCCUCCGCCACCCUCUUUAAAGCGUUGAAGUUCUUCUGUUACAGCUCUCCUCCUAUCUCUGAAGUGAUUUCCAGCAUGGCAGGUCUGAACGUCUCCAUUGCCUUUUUCUUCUUCACUGUAGGCCUUUGUGAGGUGAUCAGGAAACUCUCCAAGAGAAUCUUCCCACCUUGGAUGUACAUUUGCCUUGUGGCCGAACUGCUGAGCUCCUUCCAGAUGUGCACUUGCUGCCUGGAGUUGAAAAUGCUGAGGGAGAUUGGGCCGUGGGGUGGUGGCUUUGGUGCCGAUGUCAACCUGACUCUCCUUUUUCUUCUCUUUUUGGUUCAUGGUGCCUCUUUUGAUGGAGCAUCUGCAAACCCUUCUGUCUCACUUCAAGAAUAUCUGGCUUUGGAUUCUUCUUUUGGCGCUACUGUCACCAAAGUCUUGGCCCAGUUUUUGGGCAUGGAAGCAGCCAGUAUUUUUACCAAACAAUAUUGGUCAAGGGAACUGACAGACUUCCACAUGAUUCAGAAUUUAAUGGCUCGGAGUUGCAGUUCAUCUCUAGGCACCUCUGCCUCCCAUGGCAUCUUUGUGGAAGCCACAUGUUCAUUUUUUUUCCAGCUAGUGAUUCUCAGACUCCAAAACAGCUCUUCCGUGUACAGAAUCCCCAUCGUGGCACUUACUGUUACAGCCUUGACCUAUGCAGCUGCACCUUUCACUGGGGCAUUUUUCAAUCCUGCAUUAGCUUUUGCUGUGACCUUUUCCUGCUCUGGGAACAGCUUCGUGGAAUACAUGCAAGUGUAUUGGCUGGCACCCAUCACAGGGAUGCUGAUAGCGUUCUUCGUGUAUCAGGGGAACAUCCCACGAAUCUUCCAGAAAAACCUGCUUUACAAUCAUAAGAACAAAUACCGGAUACCCAAGGGGAAAGUUAAUCCUGAUAUCAAUGAGAAACGGAGAAAAGCAGAAAAAACAAUCAGCUGCUCAAGACCAACUGAAAGAACAGAGUGAAAGAGUUUGGCACAGACGGAUGUGGGAUUGCGUGUCUUUCUGCCUUUGCAGGAGACCUUUGGGAUUUUGAUGGCUUUCUGAACUCAGGUGCAGAACAUUUUGGCUGGAAAUGGGGAAAGGACAACUGUCUUGUGUGAUGUAGUGAAAAACGUGUCAGACUGGGACUGGGGAGAUUUGGGUUCAACUCUUAUCUCAGCUAUGAAGCUCAUUUGAUUUGAAUUGAGGCUAAAUGAUGUGCUUAGCAUCUAGUCUACCUCACUAGGUUGUUGUGAGAAUAAAGCAGGCAGAAGGCGAAUCACAUAUAUCAUUUUCAGCUCCUUGGAGAAAAAAAGGACAUAAACAAUAUAAAUAAAAUGUGUGCUUGGA